AUGGAAGCAGAUGAAAUCUUUCAGGUUGAAAAACGGUUUGAGUCACCCCUUACUGUAACUCGUGUGGAACGACUGUGCCUACCCUCAACUAUAACUACGUAUGAGCAAAUAUAUGAUGACGAGAAUGAGGGAACUGGGGAGGAAGACGAAGAAGUGGAAGAUUUUGAAGACGGAGAUGAUGAAAACGAGUUGUUUUAUUCAGAAGAAGAAUUUGAAGACGAAGAUGAUGGGGACGGAUGUUUGGGUUUAGGAAAAUCCACAGCAUAUGUAUUAGUCUCUAUUGGGAGAAUAUGGAUCAUUUGUGGCCCUGGUUCAAUGACCAUGUACAAGUGGCAUUCACAAGAGAAUGGAAACAUAUUUAAUGCCUUCAAGUGUGUACUCAAGGAUAGAUACAGAGAUCGGAUGAAGCGUAACAGGAUUAAAUCUGGCGACAUGGCACAAAAUGAUGAGAAACCCAUCCCCCCAGAUCAUAGUACCUACUUCGAAGGGAUGCAUAACUACCGCCCCAAGCGCGUACCGGAGAAUGUGUGGCUACGUUUGUGUGAUCACUGGUCCACAGAUAAGUGGAGAAAUAAUUCAAAAAUUGCUCAGCAGAACCGUAAGACCGCAGAUGCUAAUGGGUCGACAACAAGGCACACUACGGGUAGUAUAGGAUUUCACGAGCACUGUAACAACUUAGAAAAGUUAAAGGGUAAACCACCCACACAAUAUGAUGUUUUCAUGAAGACGCAUGGCACAACUGAGUCGAAAAAAAAUAUAUUUACAGGAGAUCAUGAAAAUCUCGAAUAUUGCUCACAAGCUGCCAAAAAAGCACAUGUUGAUAGGUUGCGUGCACAAGUUUCUACUAUGGAACAACAACAACAACAAAUGAAAGAACAGAUGGAAAUGGUUAUAAGGAUGAUGAAUAUGUCUGGACAUCAACCCCAUGCUCCCCCCGAUAAUCCACCUGAGGACAAUUGA
Lactuca virosa is the source of this 960-nucleotide messenger RNA. The record is from the annotation of a GenBank genome assembly. NCBI's taxonomy places the organism in Eukaryota, Viridiplantae, Streptophyta, Magnoliopsida, Asterales, Asteraceae.